AACUGGUGGCGGUCCUUCUCUUUUUGCCCUGCCUUUUCCGCUGGCGAUUUGCUUCCGCUUCCGGCACCGAAUCCAAUAGAGCCGCAAAAAGCUUUGCAUUGUGGGAGAUCCUUCCUUUCUGGUUCCCCGGCCAUCUUGGCGGCUGCGCUUGGUAGGGGUCCGUCCCGCACCUAAGGCAGAAAGAUGGUGGCCGCAAAGAAGACGAAAAAGUCGCUGGAGUCGAUCAACUCGAGGCUCCAACUUGUUAUGAAAAGUGGCAAGUACGUGCUGGGGUACAAGCAGACCCAGAAGAUGAUCCGACAAGGCAAAGCCAAACUGGUCAUCCUCGCCAACAACUGCCCAGCCCUGAGGAAAUCUGAAAUAGAGUACUAUGCCAUGUUGGCCAAGACUGGUGUCCAUCACUACUGUGGCAACAAUAUUGAACUGGGCACAGCGUGUGGGAAAUACUACAGAGUGUGCACACUGGCUAUCAUCGACCCAGGUGAUUCUGAUAUCAUCAGAAGCAUGCCAGAACAGACUGGUGAAAAGUAAAUCGUGCACAUUUUUUCUUUAAUAAAACUGGCCAGAGUUUGAUUUAAGAACUGCAUCCCUUUCUGUUAUUUUUGCAUCUUUUUGUUUCAAUACUUUCCUAAAGAUCAGAUCAGACAGCGUGAGGCAGCCAGGAGUGGUGGCAAGACUUUUGGGUUAAGAGACUUAAAUUCCAGUUUCCAUUUUUCCUAAAUGGGGUAUGCUGAAUUCCUUUCCUGUAUUAGAUUUAAUUCCAGUUUUAGGACAUGGUUUGCAUUUUAUAUUUGAAUGUGUUUGAGAGGCAGCAAGGUUCAAAACCCAGAAUUUAACCAGAAUUGCAAUUUAUUGUCCAGUUUAAAUCUACCAAAUCUAGGUAGCACAGAAAAGUAAAUGAAAUUAUAUGGAUGUUCCCCACCCCCCCCCCCCAAAUUUUGCCACUGCAUAUUACGUGUCCCACGGAACCCUUUUCCCACAUUUAUUAACAUCCCUUGG
Phyllostomus discolor (pale spear-nosed bat) is the source of this 999-nucleotide messenger RNA. It is a transcript of the gene RPL30, whose product is annotated as ribosomal protein L30. Gene Ontology annotation, molecular function: structural constituent of ribosome; RNA binding. The transcript is spliced from 5 exons. Bases 184 to 531 code for a protein of 115 amino acids. Gene Ontology annotation, cellular component: cytosolic large ribosomal subunit. The record is from RefSeq and is a predicted model, not a curated record. NCBI's taxonomy places the organism in Eukaryota, Metazoa, Chordata, Mammalia, Chiroptera, Phyllostomidae.